AUGUCUUUUGUGGGAAAAAUUGAAAUAAAGCUUCAAGACUUGAUUGAAAAUCAAAGACAGCCGUCUUCAGAAGCUUUUGAAAAUGUAUUUGGCAAACAAAAACUUGAAAGAAUGCGUUGUCAUGGAAGAACUACAACACCGUCUCUUUUGAAAAGAAAUGAAGAAAUUCCAAAACUCAAAAAAGAGCAUGUGAUUGAGGUUAGACAAUUUAAUGACAGGAUAGAAAAGGUGGAGGAGAAACGUUGUCAAGAUAAGGAUAGAAAAUUGCAGUUGAUUCUUAAGAUCAUUUUGAAUCAAAACACCUCAGAGUUGAAUAUAGAGGCACUCGCAUCUUUGAUAUCAGCUCAUGCAACUGAUGCUAACAACGUCUUACGUUCUUCCGUAUCAACAUAUGCUGCAACUAAUGAUCAAGUCAUUGAUGAUAAUAUCAAUGAGGAAUUUCAGUCAUUUGACGAUGAAGAGACGUAG
Messenger RNA from Vicia faba (fava bean), 468 nucleotides. The record is from the annotation of a GenBank genome assembly. Lineage: Eukaryota; Viridiplantae; Streptophyta; Magnoliopsida; Fabales; Fabaceae.